GUUUAUUCACUUGUUAUUUUUCUCUAUUCUUGUUCAACCUUCAUCUCCAUUACUUUUCUGCACAAGAGACAUGCAAGUUUGAUACAAAUUUGGUAUAAUUUGACAUAGGGAGAAAUAAGUGGUUGUCACAGCUCAUAAGAUGAUCAAUUAUAUAAAUGAUGAUGUCGCUUUAUCUAUUCUAUCAAAAUUGUCUUUCAAAUCUUUGAAACGAUUUGGAUGUGUUCGUAAAUCAUGGUUCCUCUUAUCAGACAAUCCUAAUUUCAUGAGUAUGUAUCGCCACAAUUUCUUCUCCAAAUAUUCUUAUGACGAUGAUACAUCUCUUGUCCUACAUAUCCAUGGUCACAAGAAGUUGUAUUCUUUUUCUGGUGAGGAUUUUGAGAAUAUGGUGGAACUAGAUUGGCCAAAUCAAAUCGACCACUUGAUAUUUCUUGGUUUUGGAUGUCUUAAUGGCAUACUUUGUUUUCUAGACCCUAUUUGGAACAAAAUUGUAUUGUGGAACCCAACUACCAAUGAAUUAAAGGUCAUUCGUCCAAGCCCUUUUGAGUCAUUUUCCGCACCUGGUGCCCUUAACUUUGAUGCAACAGUUAGUUUUAGUACUAUUCCUAAUCUUCAUGGGUUUGGUUAUGACUGUGUUGGAGAUGACUAUAAGUUCAUUCGUAAUACACCGAUUAAACCUAAGUUCCACACUUUUUCGCCAUCUUAUAGAGAUUUAAAAUUAGCGCGAGAUAAAUCAUUAAAGCCCUUUUGGGAGAUUUAUAGCUUAAAAAAUAACUCUUGGAAGAAACUUGAAAUCAAUAUGCCUACUUGUUCUAAGCAUAAUUCUGGUUUUGGGACUUUUCGAGUAUACUUACGCGGAGUAUGUCAUUGGUUGAAUUUAGAUGGAGAAAAUAAUUAUAUCGGGGCAUCUUUAAUUUCAUUUGACUUGAGCAAUGAGAUGUACAUUAGCACACCCGUUCCCUCAUUCGCCGGAGAACAUUGUACAGGAUUGUCGGUGUUAAAUGACUCCAUUGCCCUGUUCACGUAUCAUGAGAAUAUGCGUACUUUUGAGAUAUCUACUUUUGAAAUAUCACUAUUAGGUGAAAUUGGUGUCAAGGAAUCAUGGUACAAACUCUUCACUAUUGGACCACUUCCUUGGUUUAAGAGUCCUAUCGGAAUGGGGAAGAAGGGCGAAAUAUUUUUCAGAAAGAAAGACUCUGAAUUAGUUUGGUUUGAUUUGAACACCAACACGGUUAAACACCUUGGUUUCAAAGCAGUCCGAGUUACUCACCGAGUUAAUCCUGGUUGUCGGAUAAAAGUGAUUUUGAUGUUAAAUGUUGGAUACUCAAAUGGAAUAACUUUGUCUGCUACAGUGAUAUAUGUGAUAUGGUUUCAAGAACUUAGAGCAAUGUCUCAUAUUUUGGCAAUCCUAUUACAUGUUGUUGAGUAUCGUGGUGAGCAAAUAGGAGGUCUUGAGGAUCUGAGGGAACCAUAUAUGUUCUUACAAAUCGGUACUGCGUCUGAAUCUGUUAAUGCAGCUUACAUAUUUUCUAGAAAAGAUCUUUCUCGGCCUGCUAUACAGAUUCCCUGCGCAAGCAAAGCUGUUGUAGCUGUCCGCGCUCAUUCCCUGUGUUUCCGUGAGUUUGACCUUCUCGACGUUGCUGUUCGAAUUGGAGAUCAAGGUGAUAUUGAUGUUGAGAUUGAAUCUUUUACCAUAAAUGAUCAAAAUGAGAAUGAAUCAUGUAUUAGAAAUGAUCAUAAUGAGGGUAUUUGGAUCAAUCCAACCGUCCGCGUUGUUAAAAGAAAAGUAGAACAUAUUCCUACCAAGAAAAGAAAGAGACGUUACUGA
This is a messenger RNA of Lathyrus oleraceus (garden pea), 1825 nucleotides long. Its product is annotated as F-box protein CPR1. The coding region runs from base 140 to 1825 and encodes 561 amino acids. The record is from RefSeq and is a predicted model, not a curated record. NCBI's taxonomy places the organism in Eukaryota, Viridiplantae, Streptophyta, Magnoliopsida, Fabales, Fabaceae. The transcript has 8 exons. Gene Ontology annotation, molecular function: protein binding.